Stylonychia lemnae is the source of this 201-nucleotide messenger RNA. Lineage: Eukaryota; Ciliophora; Spirotrichea; Sporadotrichida; Oxytrichidae. The record is from the annotation of a GenBank genome assembly.
AUGAGAAUGGUCAUUGAGCGCAAUAUGUUUGCUCAGACAAGAAGACUCGGUGGCUACGGCUCAUCGAUGCACGCCCUCAACAUGCACAUGGACAGAUACGACGAACUCGACUUCUUCGACAUCCUCAACAACCCCAACGAGUCACCUGAUAUGGACAGAGAAGGCAUCCAUGCCCAACUUGAGAAGAUUUACGGAAUGUGA